AUGCAUGCAGCAACAACAGGUGCAGCAGGUGCAGCGGUUGCAGCAGAUGUAGAAGCAGCAGCAUAUGGAGGAUCCGCAGCUACAACUGCUGCAGCAGAAGCAGAAGCAGCAGCAGAUGCAGAUGUAUCAGCAGCAGAUGCAGCAGCAGCAGAUGCAGCAGCAGCAGCAGCAGCAGCAGAGCAGGUGUGCUUGGAGAUGUGCAGCAGCAGGAGCAACAGCAGAGCAGCAGCAGCAACAGAAGCAGCAACAGCAACAAUAACAACAGCAGCAGCAGCAACAGCAGCAGGAAGCUGCUGCCAUUCUCUUCAUGAAGAGGGGCAAAGUAACCAAGCCGAUACUAUUGCUGUUGCUGCUGCUGCUCUUGCUGAUGCUACUACUGCCGCUGCUGCCAUUGCUGCUGCUGCUGCUGCUGCUGCUGCUGCGAUUCCUGCUGCUGCUGCUGCAGCAGCGCCGCUUGUUGUUCGCACCUGUUAA
Messenger RNA from Eimeria necatrix, 474 nucleotides. RefSeq lists its product as hypothetical. The record is from RefSeq and is a predicted model, not a curated record. The transcript has a single exon. NCBI's taxonomy places the organism in Eukaryota, Apicomplexa, Conoidasida, Eucoccidiorida, Eimeriidae. Bases 1 to 474 code for a protein of 157 amino acids.